Chironomus riparius is the source of this 387-nucleotide messenger RNA. The record is from the annotation of a GenBank genome assembly. NCBI's taxonomy places the organism in Eukaryota, Metazoa, Arthropoda, Insecta, Diptera, Chironomidae.
AUGAACUCAGAAGAGAUUAGCAGCAACAAUUUCGAUUUCUCUGGAUUUAUCUCAUUUUUAUUCCAAAAAAUUGGACGGAAAUUGAGUUUUUUAAAUCCAUUUAAACUUUCAUCUUCAUUACCUACAACCACAGAGUCGAGAUUGGAUUUUAGUAAUGAAGUUACAGACGAUUACGAAUCUUCAAGUGAAAAGGUGCCUUCUUCACCAGAAGAAGAGGAUAAUUCAUCAAAUGAAGCUUCUGAAUCACCAGAUGAAAAUGAAAAUAGUUCAACUGAAAAUAUUGGUUCUACAACUGAGAGUGAGGCGACAACUAGGAGUGGAAGUAUUAGCUAUUUACCUCCCAUAAGCAUACCUUCAUCUUUAUAUGAGCUGCCAAAGCUAGAUUGA